Bipolaris maydis ATCC 48331 is the source of this 297-nucleotide messenger RNA. The record is from RefSeq and is a predicted model, not a curated record. Lineage: Eukaryota; Fungi; Ascomycota; Dothideomycetes; Pleosporales; Pleosporaceae.
AUGUGGUGGCGCAGGCAUCAUCCGCGGGCCCAACCGUGCCUUGUCUACGAGGUUGUACCUGGUUGCCAGACUCACCCUACCUACCGCUCUCUAGCCCAGUGCCCACGAUGCCCACGAUGCCCACCUGGGGCGCCCUUGUUGUCGCGGAGAGUUGUACGGCUUGGCUUUGGCCAGACCAACAAACAGCAGGCUGGUGCCGCCUCUUGCAGCCAGCCAUGCGUGUCCGCUAUCCUGUAUGUGCAUCCAUCCAUACAUUGGUGGUACAUGCAGUCUGUACACCUCCCCGGUCGUUGGUGA